AUGGCCACCCGGCCCGAAGGCAGGUACCUGGACCUGAGGAAAGGGGUGGGGGCCACGGACCACCAUCACCCCACCCCCCAGGGAUGCCUGCUGCCGCCUGCCCUGGGCCCUGAGCCCCAGGCCCCUGACACAGACACGCCCUGGAGGACAGACCCUCACGGGCUGGACACACCCCCAGAGGGGGCAUCGCUCUGGGAGGCCCUGGCGGAUGGGAGGGGCAGCCCGGGACCCCACGCCGUAGUCGUCUCCCAGUUGAGGCGAGCGGAGGCCACACUGGGGCAGGAAGCUGCCGGAGGCCAGGCCUGCUGGGAACCCGGCUUCACGGGCCCGGCCCCAUCUCUGCCCCAGGAGAACCGCAUCCUCCGGGCUGGGGGGCAGCAGGGUCCACCGGUGUUUGCUGCAGCCGGGGUCUGGGCUGGGGUUGGGACAGGGCAAAGCUCCCCAGGGCUGCGGGAAGGCACGAGCCUCGGGCCGGGCUCCGCCCACCCCCAGGAAGGGCCCCCAACUCGCGGUCUAGGCGGGUCCGCGCAGCCCCUCGAGAGCACCGGCCGGCUUGCACACGUGUACGUCGCAGGGCGGGGCCAGACGCCCAAGCCUCAGAGCCCCGCCCCCCGGUCCCGAGGACCCCAGUCUGAGCAGGGCUUCCACCGUUGGUCCAUCCCUGCUGGGGACCGAGACGGCACCCCGGGAGUGGACGCGGGCCUGGUGUCGGGGGAAAGAGAACCCUCCAGACCCACCCUGGCUGCCGGACUGAGCCUGGGCCUCAGCGAUACGGGCGCAGGGCAGGCCUCUCUGGUGGUCGUGCAGGGUGGGGGUGCGGGCUCUCUGUCCAUACUGCUCAGCCCUGCCAGCGCCCUCCCCGGGGCCCCUCCCCAGGGCCCCUCCACUCCUCUGCGGGCCCAGCCCGGCUCCGGGCGGCCACGGGAACAAAGGGUGGAUUGUGCCUCGUUCUGGGCCUGCUCCCCGCCCGGCCGCUGCCCCCGCGGGGCCCUGGGGGUGAUGUUUGUGUUUGUAGCCAAGCGAGAGUCCUCCGGCCAAGCUGCGAGGGCUCAGCGCACGAACGGCCUCAGGUACCAGCCGCAGGCCCAGGAGCCCAGGAGCCGGCAGCCUGUCCUGGACCCAGCUGGCCUGCCACCCUCCCCGCCCUGGCCGCCCGAAGCCCCGAGGCGGCAGCCAGGCAGCUCCGUGCCUGCCCUGCGCCUCGUCCUGUGCAGACACUUGCCAUCACCAGCCCACGGCAUGCGGCUGUCCAGCCCCAGGCCAGCCCGGCACCCCCUUGCCCUGUGA
Bubalus bubalis (water buffalo) is the source of this 1287-nucleotide messenger RNA. Its product is annotated as basic salivary proline-rich protein 1-like. Lineage: Eukaryota; Metazoa; Chordata; Mammalia; Artiodactyla; Bovidae. The coding region runs from base 1 to 1287 and encodes 428 amino acids. The transcript has 5 exons. The record is from RefSeq and is a predicted model, not a curated record.